AUGCUCACCGUCGACCACGAUGGCCACCACUUCCAGUUCCAGCACGUCGAGGCCGCCGACCAGGUGAUCUACAACUUAUACAUUGACGGAGGAAUGGACUCCACGUUCACCGUCGCCGUCCCCGCGUCGUUCACGAUGGCGAUGCACCAGAUGCUGCCCGACCAGCUCCAGGUGGACCCAGUGUUGGUGGUGGGAGACCAUAGCAAUUUGAAGAUCCAGAUCAUUGCUGCUGAAGUAUCCAAGAUGGUGAUUAUACAUAAGCAGAAACCGGUUGUGCUCAGCUUAGGCUCGAAGUGGUUUGGGCGAGACCUCGCUGACGGCGACUUUGACCGACUUAUGUGGGUGCUUGGCCAAGUCAAAGCUGACCUUUCUUCACGCUAA
Molecule: messenger RNA, 381 nt
Organism: Diutina rugosa
Lineage: Eukaryota; Fungi; Ascomycota; Pichiomycetes; Serinales; Debaryomycetaceae
Exons: 1
Coding region: 1-381 (126 amino acids)
Source: RefSeq, a predicted model, not a curated record